Messenger RNA from Postia placenta MAD-698-R-SB12, 507 nucleotides. RefSeq names its product carbohydrate-binding module family 13 protein. Lineage: Eukaryota; Fungi; Basidiomycota; Agaricomycetes; Polyporales; Adustoporiaceae. The record is from RefSeq and is a predicted model, not a curated record. The transcript is spliced from 6 exons. Bases 1 to 507 code for a protein of 168 amino acids.
AUGUCUACAUCUGAUCUCCCUAUUGGUCCCCCGUCCGGGACAUUCUUGAUCAAGAAUGUCGCCUUCCCCACCCAGUUCAUGGACGUUCCAGGAGAUACUUCUACUCCUGGAAACAAAGUGUGCGGACUUCACAACGAUGGGACGCUGGCGCAAUAUUGGACUGUCACCAAAGAGGGCGACGCGUACACUCUUACCUGCGCCGGGACCUCCACAAAUCUUGAUGCUCCGGACGCCUCGAUUGGUCAGGCAGUUGUCACGGACAACAAUCUACAGACCUUCAAGAUAUAUGGCGCCAAUGGCAAAUACCAGAUUCUUCUGACGGACAGCGACCUGGCGGUCAGCCUCCCUAAUGGGAAUGACUGGACCGAUCUUGUGCUCGCCACCAGUAUCGCGUCGAACGAGCAGCAGCUCUGGUACUUCGAACCUCAAUCGGACCGGACUAAUGUCAUCAGCGGCAUCGUGGAGUAUAAGAAGACUUAUAACUACCACAAGGACAAUCAACCCUGA